Sphaeroforma arctica JP610 is the source of this 656-nucleotide messenger RNA. RefSeq lists its product as hypothetical. The record is from RefSeq and is a predicted model, not a curated record. Gene Ontology annotation, molecular function: zinc ion binding; nucleic acid binding. Gene Ontology annotation, biological process: spliceosomal complex assembly. Gene Ontology annotation, cellular component: catalytic step 2 spliceosome; U2 snRNP; nucleus. The transcript is spliced from 5 exons. Lineage: Eukaryota; Ichthyosporea; Ichthyophonida. The coding region runs from base 15 to 611 and encodes 198 amino acids.
AGGAUCCCUACUUUAUGCGGAAUCAUCUCGGUUCCUACGAGUGCAAGCUAUGUCUAACCCUACACAAUAACGAAGGCAGUUACCUUGCUCAUACACAAGGUAAGAAGCAUCAGUAUAACCUUGCUGGUCGUGCUGCGAAGGAAGCUAAAGAUACUGUCGUCGGCCCCUCAAUGAAUCAGGAGAAGGUAACCGUGAAGAAUUUCGUAAAGAUUGGGCGACCGGGUUAUAAAGUAACUAAGCAGAAGGACGCCGCAACCAAUCAGCACUCGUUAUUGUUCCAGAUUGACUAUCCGGAAAUCGCCGAUGAUGUGAAACCGAGACAUAGGCUCAUGUCUGCGUACGAACAGAAUGUGGAGGCACCGGAUAAGAAUUGGCAAUACGUCUUGGUCGCCGCCGAGCCAUACGAAACCAUUGCCUUCAAAAUUCCUUUCAGGGAAAUCGACAAAAGCCCCUCAUUUUUCACCAUGUAUGACGAACACACCAAGCAAUUCUUCUUGCAAUUGCCGUUCAAGUUAUCCGCUCAGCAACAACAACAGAACCAGCAGCAGCAACAAAACCAGGUUCCCGUGAUGAAUAGGCCAGCACAGAAUCCCUUAAAUCCGUACGCUUGAUUGGAGUAUAUAAAUGAAGAUCGAUAUUUACAAUAAUGCCUUUGG